Molecule: messenger RNA, 2634 nt
Organism: Rhagoletis zephyria (snowberry fruit fly)
Lineage: Eukaryota; Metazoa; Arthropoda; Insecta; Diptera; Tephritidae
Product: ecdysone receptor-like
Biological process (GO): ecdysone receptor signaling pathway; cell differentiation; positive regulation of transcription by RNA polymerase II
Cellular component (GO): nucleus; RNA polymerase II transcription regulator complex
Molecular function (GO): RNA polymerase II cis-regulatory region sequence-specific DNA binding; zinc ion binding; nuclear receptor activity
Source: RefSeq, a predicted model, not a curated record
UUUAGGUUUAUAACUAUAAAUUUCACCACUUUUGAUUAACUGCUGGCCCAUGGUGCGAUGGCUUUAUGCAAGUUUUAUGGUAAUUACUCUCACAGCCAACACUCUCUCAAACCUGUUUCAAUCAUCUCUUAUAAACUGCCACAUAAAAACAACAAUCAAUUAAUCAUAUUCUCAUUCUCAUACUCACCAGGUCGCGAUGAUCUCUCACCUUCCAGCAGUCUUAACGGCUAUUCGGCCAAUGAAAGUUGUGAUGUUAAAAAGAUUAAAAAGGGUCCAGCGCCGCGACUACAAGAGGAACUGUGUUUGGUGUGCGGCGAUCGGGCAUCAGGUUAUCAUUACAAUGCACUCACCUGCGAAGGCUGUAAGGGUUUCUUUCGUCGUAGUGUCACGAAAAAUGCUGUGUAUUGUUGCAAAUUUGGGCACUCCUGCGAAAUGGACAUGUAUAUGCGACGUAAAUGUCAAGAGUGUAGACUGAAGAAAUGCCUAGCGGUAGGCAUGCGACCGGAAUGUGUUGUGCCGGAGAAUCAGUGCGCUAUGAAGCGGCGUGAAAAGAAAGCGCAAAAAGAGAAGGAAAAGCAGACGACAGGCAAUUCGCCGAUUAUUUGUAAGAGUGAGUCAAUAAAGAAUGAGAUACUCGAACUGAUGAACUGCGAACAGCCGUCGCAUCCAACAUGUCCGUUGCUACCUGAUGACAUUGUGGCCAAGUGCAAGGCGAGCAACAUUCCGCCGCUUACACGCAAUCAGUUGGCGGUUAUAUACAAGUUGAUCUGGUAUCAGGAUGGCUACGAACAGCCAUCGGAGGAAGAUCUCAAGCGUAUUAUGAGCACCCCCGAUGAAAAUGAAAGCCCAAACGAUGUCAGCUUUCGGCAUAUAACCGAAAUUACGAUUUUGACAGUACAGCUUAUAGUGGAAUUUGCGAAAGGUUUACCAGCAUUUACGAAAAUUCCACAAGAGGAUCAAAUCACGUUGCUGAAGGCCUGCUCAUCGGAGGUGAUGAUGUUGCGCAUGGCCCGACGCUACGAUCACAAUUCGGAUUCCAUAUUCUUCGCCAACAAUCGUUCAUAUACGCGUGAUGCGUACAAAAUGGCCGGUGUGGCCGACAAUAUUGAGGAUUUAUUGCAUUUCUGUCGGCAGAUGUACUCGAUGAAGGUCGACAACGUUGAAUACGCCCUCCUCACUGCCAUUGUGAUCUUCUCCGAUCGGCCGGGACUCGAACAGGCCGAACUAGUCGAAGCGAUACAAAGUUACUACAUCAAUACGCUGCGCGUUUAUAUAUUAAAUCGACAUUGCGGCGAUACGAUGAGUCUCGUCUUCUUCGCCAAACUACUCUCCAUACUCACCGAGCUUCGCACGCUGGGCAAUCAGAAUGCCGAAAUGUGUUUCUCGUUGAAAUUGAAGAAUCGUAAACUGCCGAAAUUCCUCGAAGAAAUCUGGGAUGUGCAUGCGGUGCCACCCUCCGUGCAAUCACAUAUACAGGCAAUGCAAGCGGAACGCGAAAGUUUAGAGGUCAAUUCAGGAGUCGCCACCACAUCCACAUCAGCGGCAGCCAGCUCAUCGUCUGCCUCACCAACGGAUAUGGUCAGCGGUAGCGGUGGUAGCUUUUCGAAUCACUCGCCCAGUUCAACAACUGGCACAUCAAUUGGCUUGAAUGGUGGCCUAUCAUCAGCGGCGACGGCGGGUACGUCGAGCUUAUACGGCAUGCCACUAAAGCAGGAGUACAUCAUGGGUCCAGGCAGCGGUAUUGGCAUCGGUGGCAAUCUGACGCUUAAGUCUGAACAUUUAAUUGGUAUGCAGCUAUCUGGUGACCACCACAUGAUGGGCAUACAAUUGAAGCAGGAGCAUCUAAUGGGCGGUGGCGACAACAACACGGCGGCAUAGCAGCACGAGCGUAAGCAGCAACAGACGCUGCUGCUCGGCAGUGGCAGACGUGUGAUAGCCGACGACGACGAUGUUAACAUGGAUGAUAGCAUGGACGAUGCAAUUGAUGACGCUGAUGUCGUCGUGGAUGCGAGCAGUAGUAGAAUUAGUGUUACUGCUAUGAAGCGAGGCAGCGGUGGUCAUGGGCUCCAUUAAUUAGCGGGCAAGCAGCUAAUGGAAGAGAGGGAUGGGGGACUAGGAGGGCGAACGGGAUUAUUGUUAUGCGCAGCGAGCGUGGCACGCACAUUUGUUUGAUUUAAUAUUAAGCUUUUGUUUGUUGUUAAGCGGUGGGGAGUGAGCGUGCUGCGCAGUGCUGCUUAGGCGAGCAGUUGGCAUGAAUGUUUGGCAGCUAGACAAGCUAUUAAAGAAAUUUGCGGUCAUACAUAUACGUAUGUAUGUACGUGCAUAAAUAUGUACAUAUGCAUGUAUGAAUGAAUGUUUGUGGGGUGUGUACAUAUGUUAAAUUUUGUUGGUUUAACUACUGUGCAAGCUAAAACAAGAAAAACUGCAGUUAUUUAGUGAUUAAGUGAAGGCGCGUGCAAGCGUUGCGACGGACAGUGGUGCAGUGGAGCUAAGCAAAAAAAAAAACAGUUGUAAAUUAUACUUGACACUGCAGCAGCCAUCGUAAACCGUACGCAUGCGCCAUUUUGUAUUUAUACAUUUAAAUAAAGAAGUAAAACUGUAAAAUCGAAGACGAUAUGUUUCAUUUUUUUGUUU